UGGUCUUUAGCACUGCGCCAUCCCUUCGCGGCCUAACUUUGACUUGGUUGCCACUAUAAUCUGAAAGCCAGGCAGAUGUUCUGCUGCUGGGCCCUGCAACAGACAGUUACCUGGAGAUGGAUUUGCAUCUAAUCAUUGUUUGGAUGAUUGUAAUUUUGGACAUUCCUAAUUUUCUCACAUGCAGGUUCACCAUAUCUGGAUUUUCUGCAAAUCAGGUGCUAGGUAUAUGCAAUUAAUGGAGGCUGAGUUGUGUUCUUCUCGGGCUUUGUCUCCGUUUCGGGAAGAAAGUGGAGAUGAAGAGCUCUCAGUGCUUCCCAGGCACACUAAAGUCAUCGUUACGGGUAACAACAGGACCAAGUCAGUGUUGGUUGGGCUGCAAGGUGUUGUGAAGAAAGCUGUUGGUCUUGGUGGCUGGCAUUGGCUGGUCCUUAAGAAUGGGGUGGAGGUGAAGUUGCAGAGGAAUGCUUUGAGUGUUUUAGAAGCUCCAACUGGAAAUGAGGAUGAUGACGACGAUGUCGAUUGUGAUAACUCUUUCUGCAGCAGCUCUGACAUGGGAGAGAAAGAUAUUGAUUACAGUAGCAUAGAGUUCCACAAACCAACAAAGCCGAGAGUUCGGCAUACAAGGCCUUGGACAUCUUCAGCGAAGAAUAACCGAGGCAUCUUCAAAGAUGUCCACUCCCAUGUUUACAAGCCUCAGACGAGAGUAAACUUGUCGAAACUCGGGACGGCCACCUUGUGGAGAUACUGGAGGCACUUCAAUCUGACCAACAUCAAUCAUGUGCAACGAUGUUCAUUCCAGGUGAGCGUCAAUCCUCACCCAUCAAAGGAACAACUGGUUAAUGGCGUGCGGCACCAUUUCCUUUCUCAGCAAUUGGAUGAGAUGCAGGUUAUCGUGGGUUUCAUCCACACGGCAAAAAGGUUGAAGACCAUCUACUCUUAAAGAAGGAAUGGAGGUGGAAGAGUGGUACGUUCCCAAUUGCCAUGGGCUUAUGAAAUAUAUUAUAUCUAAGAGCAUUAUAAGCUCAUUCACAUGUAGCACAGCUGUAGCAACCAUGCUAUAUGAGGUUUUGUAAUGUACUAUCCCGCUGUUAAAGCUAUGAUUUGGUGCUCUUGCAAGAACAAGUUAGAGGAUAUGAUUGAUGUAGCA
This is a messenger RNA of Elaeis guineensis (African oil palm), 1147 nucleotides long. RefSeq lists its product as uncharacterized. NCBI's taxonomy places the organism in Eukaryota, Viridiplantae, Streptophyta, Magnoliopsida, Arecales, Arecaceae. Gene Ontology annotation, cellular component: histone deacetylase complex. Gene Ontology annotation, biological process: regulation of DNA-templated transcription. Gene Ontology annotation, molecular function: transcription coregulator activity; protein binding. The record is from RefSeq and is a predicted model, not a curated record.